Messenger RNA from Notechis scutatus (mainland tiger snake), 468 nucleotides. The record is from RefSeq and is a predicted model, not a curated record. Lineage: Eukaryota; Metazoa; Chordata; Lepidosauria; Squamata; Elapidae.
CCCGGCCUGGCCCGUAACGCACUCUUUCCCGUCUGCCAGGAGAGGUUGGCGGCCCACGAAGGGAUGAGGCCCAUGCGCGCCGUCUUUACCCGCGAGGGACAGAUCUUCACCACGGGCUUCACCCGCAUGAGCCAGCGGGAGCUGUGCCUCUGGGACCCGAAGAACUUCGAGGAGCCCAUCGCCCUCCAGGAGAUGGACACCAGCAACGGGGUCCUCCUGCCCUUUUAUGACCCAGAUUCCAGCAUAGUCUACCUGUGUGGAAAGGGGGACAGCAGCAUCCGCUACUUCGAGAUCACGGAGGAGGCGCCCUACGUCCACUACUUGAGCACCUACAGCAGCAAAGAGCCACAGCGCGGCAUGGGCUUUAUGCCCAAACGGGGACUGGAUGUCAGCAAGUGUGAAAUCGCCAGGUUUUACAAGCUGCACGAACGAAAAUGUGAGCCCAUUGUUAUGACUGUACCCCGAAAA